AGUAUGACCUGACCAAGCUGUUUCAACACUAUCGUGAUGCGGGAGAGUUAGAUUUGUUUAUUCAACUGCUCUAGAGACAUAAUGAAACGAUAUGUGCAAAUAUGAUGUAACAAACUUGAUUCUUAAACCUAACACUUACAAAGUGUAUAUAUAAACCGUGUGUUGGUAGACUCUCCUAUCAACCCUUGAAGAUGAAGCUCUUCUUGGUUCUCGCCAUUGUGGCGCUGAGUUUUGCAAGGCCUCCACCGCCUCCUGAAGACGAUCUACCGCCUCCUCCACCUCCUCCAGAAGGAGAGUCUCCCCCUCCUCUUGAAGAUGAGUUUAGACCACCACCCCCACCUCGAGGAGAGAGAUUACCUCUCCCACCUCCACCUCGAGGAGAGAGAUUACCUCUCCCACCUCUUGGAGACGAACUACCGCCUCUUCCUCAAGAUGAAGAGUUUCCUGUUAUAGAAGAUGAGUUUAGACCACCACCUCCACCUCGGGGAGAGAGAUUACCUCUCCCACCUCCACCUCGAGGAGAGAGAUUACCUCUGCCACCUCUUAGAGACGAACUACCGCCUCCUCCUCAAGAUGAAGAGUUUCCUCUUAUAGAAGAUGAGUUUAGACCACCACCUCCACCUCGGGGAGAGAGAUUACCUCUCCCACCUCUUAGAGACGAACUACCCCCUCCUCCUGCUCCAGAAGGAGAGUUUAGACCAACACCCCUUGAUGAUGACCAGCCGCCACAAGAGGAUGAGGUCAGACCAGUCCGUCAGGUGGUACUCACCACUCCAAGAGCUCCACUGACCACACAGAAACUGUCAUCCCCAGCGCCAACAACAAAAACUUUUUUAACUACACCAAGACAAGUCUUAGCUACAACCACCGCAUAUCCAUAUUGGUUAUAUGCAUGCACUUAUUGACUAAAAUUAUAACAGAAAAAUAAAAAUAUAUCUAGUCAACAUUA
Molecule: messenger RNA, 949 nt
Organism: Biomphalaria glabrata
Lineage: Eukaryota; Metazoa; Mollusca; Gastropoda; Planorbidae
Exons: 2
Coding region: 192-905 (237 amino acids)
Source: RefSeq, a predicted model, not a curated record